Messenger RNA from Culex quinquefasciatus (southern house mosquito), 784 nucleotides. RefSeq lists its product as uncharacterized. The record is from RefSeq and is a predicted model, not a curated record. The transcript is spliced from 2 exons. Bases 96 to 479 code for a protein of 127 amino acids. Lineage: Eukaryota; Metazoa; Arthropoda; Insecta; Diptera; Culicidae. Gene Ontology annotation, molecular function: peptidase inhibitor activity.
AUAAUAUGAAUAAUGCGUGAUGUUACUCGGAUUCAAUUAUUCCAAUUUGUGCAUUUGACCAUUUAGCUUCGGUUUAAUCCUCUCGUACUCUUAGAAUGAAAUGCAAAAUAAUUGUGUUGCUUUCGGUAGGUCUAAUGGCAGGAUUAAUGGUUCAAUGUGCAGCAGCUUUUCUGGACAGAGAUGGCGCCACCACCGGCAGCGUAGCGUUGCAGCGAUUCAGGCGCACCAUCGGUUCCGGCACCAGCUUCGUAAACUGUUUGGAGAUUGGCGGUACGCGGUUCUGUUCGUACGACCAGGCGUUGUUGGAGGCCAUCGAAAGGGCUGGUCCGGGCGUCCGUGGCGGGUGUCCCGAGGGUCGCGUGUUCCGCCACCGGUGCAACGUGUGUGAGUGCAAACGGGACGGUGCGUUGGCCUGCAGUACGGAUCUCUGCGCGGAGGACUUUUACGACGCCGGCAGCGGACUGCCGAAAUUGUGGUGAACCUUUCACGAGGGGAAUAAAUUGGACGGAAAUUAGUGUAAUUUGUAGCGUGUGAGUGUGUGGCCCAUAACUUGCUGCCGGUGCACAUCGGUGCUAUGGAAUGACUAAAGGUUGGAACGUGCUUGCUAUAGGUCUGCCCAACCGGGCUUAAAUGAAGAGGAGAAUCUAUGAUUUAUGGCGUAAAUGAAAUAGAACCCCGAAAAAUGCCCUGUUGGCUCACACUCGUAAAUCUUGCGGUUGUGAUUGUGAUAGGGCCACAUUCUUUAAACCGAUCGUUUUGUAAUAGACACAUUCUGCCGGUUUGA